Molecule: messenger RNA, 814 nt
Organism: Phytophthora sojae
Lineage: Eukaryota; Oomycota; Peronosporomycetes; Peronosporales; Peronosporaceae
Exons: 1
Coding region: 22-714 (230 amino acids)
Biological process (GO): response to oxidative stress; mitochondrial respiratory chain complex I assembly
Cellular component (GO): membrane
Source: RefSeq, a predicted model, not a curated record
UCUCAAGAAGGAAGGAAUCCCAUGGCGGUUCGUGCUACUGGUCGCCAGGCCGCGCUCGUGGGCGGACGCCUCGUGGCGCGCGCUGCCGCCCCCUCGACGCUGGCCAAGGCCUCGCAGACGCAGACGCGCUCGUUCUACACCAUCUUCGAGAAGUACAUGGAGGCCAACAAGCGCUACGGCUGGAAGGGCACGCUCUGGAAGCUCUACAACCCGGGCGACGUCAAGUUCGGCCGCUUCGUGGGCGAGGACGAGAACGGCUUCAAGUACUACGAGGACCCGACGGAGCUCUACGGCCAGCACCGCUGGACCGAGUACAAGGUGGACUCGUGGGAGGAGGUGGAGGGCACGCUCAUCCCGCCGCAAUGGCACCUCUGGAUGCACCACCUGACGGACUCGCUGCCCGGCCAGGGCGGCCAGGACCCGGCCAACUGGGAGAAGAAGGAGACGGUGGCCCACUCGGACGCGCCCUACGUCAACCACCUCGGCGAGCACGUGCCGUACUACCCCAACAAGACGCUCUACCGCUCGCGCGGCUACAACAUCGGCAGCCUGGCCACGGACGUGGACGAACCGGACCAGUACUACCUGCAGCCGGGCCACCUGCGCCGCUCGCGCAAGCGCAACCCGCACUACUUCGCCGACGUCGACUACAACAACCCGGAGAACUCGGACGAGAGCCGCGCCGACUCGCUGCGUCCCGCCGACAUCAACUAAGUUGGAGGAAGAAUAGGAAGGGCAGAUAUUCUGCCUGCCAUUCUACCCAAGUGUUGAUGCAAUGAAGUAAGCGACGGGAAUGAAACAAAUGAUGAAAAAC